AUGAGUAUGAGAGCAAAGACAAUGAAUUUGCUGAUGAGAUUGUAUUUGUUGUACAAGUCAAGUUGGGCGAGGUGGGAAGAAGUAGAAGAGGAAGAGGAAAUUGAAGAGGCUCGAUUCAAUCCUUCAAUUGGACGGCCCAGUGAUGGUCUUAGUCAUAGUCAAGGCUGA
This is a messenger RNA of Sclerotinia sclerotiorum 1980 UF-70, 168 nucleotides long. RefSeq lists its product with no specific name. Bases 1 to 168 code for a protein of 55 amino acids. The record is from RefSeq and is a predicted model, not a curated record. NCBI's taxonomy places the organism in Eukaryota, Fungi, Ascomycota, Leotiomycetes, Helotiales, Sclerotiniaceae. The transcript has a single exon.